CUGGCUUGGAACGCUCAAGUUGCACCGUUUGUCCUUGCCUGCUCGCUAUCCACACCGGAUUCUUCCACUCAUUUUAGCCUUGAAAUGUGCUGAAUAUUCCACAAAAGCAAUGGACGGAAAUCCUCUUGUGGCAGAGGCUUCUUGGAAGCCUCUGACGAGCAUGGAGCUGCGCAGUCUCUCCCGCGAGGAUAGAAGUUCGCAAGAUGCAUACGAAAUGUCUUUGUUAGGACGUGAUCAGGAGCUAAACCGUAACUUUCGGUUCAUUUCUACCCUGGGAUUUGCGUGCACGUUGAUGAGCACGUGGGAGAUUUCUCUGAUGACAAGCUUCUAUGGGCUUCUGAAUGGAGGUCCUGCUGGUCUUGUGUGGGGCUAUUUAAUAACAUGGGUCGGAUACUCCCUAGUGUUUGCCUCGAUGGCCGAAUUUGCCUCUAUCUCUCCAACAUCAGGAGGCCAGUACCAUUGGGUGUCCGAGUUUGCGCCUGCUAAGGCACAAAAGUUUUUGAGUUACACCACUGGAUGGGUCUCAGUGUUGGGCUGGCAGGUUGGCCUCACUUCGCUAGCAUUCCUUGCUGGAACCAUGAUACAAGGUCUGCUUGUCCUUACGAACCCACAAUACGCAUUCGAGCGGUGGCAUGGCACCCUUCUCGUAAUCGCCAUAGCGGCAUUCUGCAUGAUUUUCAACACUGUGCUGGCGAAAAAGCUCCCUAUGGUCGAAGGCCUGGUCCUCUGCAUACAUAUCUUGGGAUUUGCUGGCGUCCUUAUACCACUUUGGGCAUUCGCGCCACUUAACAGCCCAAGUCGUGUCUUCACAGAGUUCCUCAACCUCGGUGGAUGGGACACAAAAGGCUUGAGCUUCUUUGUGGGUCUUCUGUCCCCAAUCUACACGCUGAUUGGGGCUGAUUCGGCUGUACACAUGUCCGAGGAAAUAAGGAACGCAUCGUUGGUUCUCCCCAAGGCGAUAAUGUGGGCGGUGUUCAUUAACGGAAGCAUGGGAUUCGCCAUGAUCAUUACAUUCUGCUUCACCAUUGGCGAUGUUGAGGAACUUUUACACUCCCCAACAGGUUUUCCUUUCAUACAGGUAUUUUAUGAUGUAACUCAGAGCUACUCCGGUACAUCAAUCAUGACAGCACUACUAGUUGUUAACAUAACAUCCGCGUGUAUCUCAACCGUUGCCACGGUCUCACGUCAAACAUGGGCAUUCGCUCGAGACAAUGGCCUUCCAUUCUCAGCGUUCAUUGCCCAUGUCAAACCGGGCUGGAACAUACCUCUCAACGCCAUCCUCGUUACCUUUGUGAUCACAGCCGUCCUCUCGUUGAUCAAUAUUGGCUCUACGGUCGCAUUCAACGCCAUAGGAUCACUUUCAGUCAGUGCUUUGCUCGGAACUUACAUACUAUCCAUCACUUGCCUGGUGAUUCGCCGUCUUGAGGGACCACUCCCUCAUCGCCGUUGGUCUCUUGGCUUCAUGGGGCUGUUUGUCAAUCUUGGGGCAAUCAUGUUUUUGCUUGUGGUUUGGGUCUUCUGUUUCUUCCCAAUUUCGCCACAAGUCACACCCGAGACCAUGAACUGGAAUUCGGUCAUGUUCUGUGGCGCCAUGUUCUUCGCUAUGCUUUAUUAUCUCCUUCACGGACGCAAAUAUUAUACGUCUCCGAGGAGCUUGGUCAAAAGAAACGGUUGA
Molecule: messenger RNA, 1675 nt
Organism: Diaporthe batatas
Lineage: Eukaryota; Fungi; Ascomycota; Sordariomycetes; Diaporthales; Diaporthaceae
Exons: 6
Coding region: 110-1675 (521 amino acids)
Biological process (GO): transmembrane transport
Cellular component (GO): membrane
Molecular function (GO): transmembrane transporter activity
Source: RefSeq, a predicted model, not a curated record